GAAAUAAAUUUCAUCAUUCGAUUUAGAAUACAGAGUCACUUUGUUGAGAUCUGUCACGAUGAGAAGAAAGAGAGCCAAGAAUGGGCGCAGUACGUCGUUGAAGAUGACUCUAAAUCAAGUGCUGCGGGAAGGGUAUCGUGCACCAUUCAUCGAUCAGGUCACAUACUGGUGCCUUUCGGCCACAAUGAUUACGACUCUGGCGUCAUUACUGUUUUUGUUCAAAGCAAACAAAGCCUUUGACGAUGAAAAUGUUCGAUUUUUUAAAGGUGAAUCCGAUGAAUACACGAAUGAUGAAUUCAAUAAAUACGUGAAUGGUGUAAUUGGUGAAUGUUUCACCUCGGUAUUACAAGAAAAUUACCACAAAUUACCGCUUGCAUUUCGACGAACUGUGGAGCAAGCAUGUCCUGAUUUUCUUCGUCCAGAAAAUUGGCCAGCUCGCGAGGGCAUGGGGAACGCAUUCAAUCAUCUCAUCACUCAGUACAUAACAAACGUGAAAAAUAACAUCAAAGUAUGGGCAUUCAGUCGCAUCAAGAAAUUUUUCACACUAAAGCGCUACGAACUGAAUUUGAAUCGACAAGGAAAUCUCAUCACUGAAUUGGAUGUAAAACGUGCGACGAAGAUCGUAAUGUUCCAAAGUAGAGUCGAGAGAAACGCGAACAUCGAUCUUCUAUUAAACGAAGCAGCAGGCAUUGGAUUGCCAAUCAAUGUACACUUUCAGAAUCUCAUUCGUGAUCGCUGGUUCCAAACCAUUCCAAUAUUUAUAAACAUUCAGCGACAAAUUUUCGAUUUUCACGCGAAAUAUGAAAUGUUGAAACAACGCUGGUUCCAAUAUCGACGCGAUCCGAACAACAAUGUCAUGCCGACCACUCCACUCCCGCCAAAAAUAAAGAAUUUUUUAGUAGUUCCAAUCCACGAUUUCGAUAUGAAACAUAUCCGCAUCGAUAUCCAUCUUUUUUAUUUGAUUGCGCGCAAAUUUGGAGCAUUGAAAUUGGCAAAAGGAAAACGCGGUCAGCCAAUAAACAUUGAAAAAACUGAAUACGAUAGCAAUCCAGCUUUCUAUUGGAAUUUAAUAUUUGACAUGCCAAAAAUUUCGAAACUUGGAAAUGGUAAGGAAUUCGAUUUUGCUGUGGCAACCGAUAGUGUGGCAGUUUCGUUAUGUUUCGUGAAGCCUGAACGCAAUACACCAGAACUUGAUAACAACACCAUCAAAGAGAAGUACAAUAAUUUUGAGUUUGAUUAUGUGCUUGGAAUCGAUCCAGGAGUUCGUACAUGGAACGCCACAGUUCGCAAACACGUUCGAUCCGGCAACGAGGAAAACAUCACAAUUGAUGGUCCAAAAUACCAUUUCAAAGCGAAAUAUGGCAAACGCAAGCGUAAAUCCGAUCAAUGGACUGAAUUGUUGCAAAAACAACGGGAGCUCGACUAUAAACGCUAUGCAUUUUUUCCAUCGCCGAAAGGACGUUCACAUUGGAUGUGUUACAUCGCUUAUUAUGUGAAAAUGAUGAAACCAGCUAUGGCGGUGUACACAACAAGAAAGUUUAUUCGACUCCGUCUCGAUAAAUACAUCGAAGAGAAUCGGGCCAGUGACAAAAUCGCGGCAUCACUGACGAAAAAAAAGUCGGCGCUCGUUUUUAUUGGUGCAGCUCAAAUAGCUCCAAACUCACCAAUUGGUAUUAAAAAGCGAUUGCGAUGCCCGGGAUUACGACGACUAUUGAACAGUUUUAAGAAGUUGGGAAAUUGUAUUGUACGAUUGGUCGACGAAUACAAUACAUCGCAAACUUGUGCAAAAUGUUUCCGGCCAUUCGAUCGACGAACCAAAAGCGAUCGAUACAAAGUUUGUCAGCAUUGUAUUCCAAGUGAAGAUGAGUCAUCGCAAUGGAAUUUACCGAACGUCAUUAUCACCAUGAAAAGCAACCGAGUGUACCAACAAUUGCGUAAAUAUGCAGUUGAUUUUGUUAAUCGAUUGAAUGCAGUCAACCCAGAUCAUAUUCCAAUGGAUUCAGAUGGUUUAGUGUCAAAACUUCAAGUAUGUUUCAAAAACUGGCAACUAAACACUGGCAUUUGGAAAGAUGAUCAAGCUCCAUUUCAAUUGAAAACUGUUUGGCACCGGGAUAUCGUUGCAGCCAAGAACAUCAUGUACAAAGGUGAAAAAAUAUCACUGAAAUUAAAAAUGUUUAAGAAUGUUUUGGCUAACAAUUUGUUGUUUACGAUUUUGUUUUUAGGUCUUUGUACGGUGUUGGGAUUGGACAUUCAUCCGCAACUAUUGAGACCACAGAAUCAAAAUGCUGCCGUACAAAAUCAAGCAGCUGACGAUGAGGAUUCCAGUGACGAUGAGAACUACGUUUAUGUUCUCGAUGUUUCCGAUGACGACCAGUUUUAAUUACAUGUAGCAUUAAGAUUUCUUUUUAAAUAAUAUUAUUGUAACGUUUUGUUACUAUGCUGGGCUUGAGUUUUGUGGCCUUGACCGAAGUACGGGCAGUUCGGUAUAUAAAAUAACCCGUAGGUGAGUAUCAUUUAUUGAACUGAACCGAUAGUAUAUUGAUGUUGAUUCAUACUUAGUAACUGAGUUUAUUUUUUCUCUUUUUUCUUUCCAUUGCGACGUUGAAAAUGACUGAAACUACACUCAAAUCCGACCCCAAUAUUGACCGUCAACAUAUGCCCGAUAAUGGAUGAAUUUGCCACAACAAAUGUUUUUUGGGCAAUAAUAUAGAGAAAAAAUAAAUAAAUUACGAUAGCACGAUACUUGAUUUGAUGCAAUUUACUUGUUGAACACGCACUUUCAACUGAGACUAAACUCUCACUGUUUAGAGACGCAUAUCGCACAAACAUGAAUUACCCGUAAAUGUUGUUGU
Messenger RNA from Contarinia nasturtii (swede midge), 2852 nucleotides. RefSeq lists its product as uncharacterized. The coding region runs from base 59 to 2380 and encodes 773 amino acids. The record is from RefSeq and is a predicted model, not a curated record. The transcript is spliced from 3 exons. Lineage: Eukaryota; Metazoa; Arthropoda; Insecta; Diptera; Cecidomyiidae.